AUGGUGUUCUGUUCUUUUUACCAAGCCUUUUACGAACUGCAUCAGUUGAUGACUGAGGCUGCGGAAAUACUGAACCUUGAGCCUCCUGAUCUAUAUGUACGCCAAAGUCCCUGUACCAAAUGCUAUACUUUGGCAAUAAGUGGGAAAAAGCCAUUUGUAACAACCAAUUUGCAUUGCAAAUCAUGGCCUAUAUUUCAUAUUUGGCUGUUUGGCUCACGAGUUGGACAUCUGAAAUGUGAUCAUGGUGUAUGGCUCACAUUUGCCAAUAUUCUUCUCUUGCGAGCAUAUUACUUUUACCCGGUAGGCAUUUAUUAUUUUCUUAAUUCUAGUUGCGGUAACUUGGGCUAUAUUGUUGUCUACAAUAUUGGACUUGGGUCAGUUGAUGCUCAGGGAGCUUGGAAGAACCAAUUAUUUCGCUGGCUCCGAGCAGCAGAGUUGACUUGUGACCGUGCAGCCCUUCUUGUCGCCAAGAAACCCUAAGGGUGGUCAUCUUCUGUGUUGAUGAAAUUACUGGGGGAAGCCCAUCAGUUGCAGAUUCAACUAAAUGUGGAUGCAUUCUUGGAACAAGCUCGCCCUCUAUUGAACAAAGCCUCUUCAAGUCCAAUGGGAUGGUACAUAAGGUGA
Jatropha curcas is the source of this 624-nucleotide messenger RNA. The record is from RefSeq and is a predicted model, not a curated record. NCBI's taxonomy places the organism in Eukaryota, Viridiplantae, Streptophyta, Magnoliopsida, Malpighiales, Euphorbiaceae.